UCGCGGGAGGGUGCUCCGCGGCCGCCGUGGGGCCUGGGGCGGCGGGCGGGCGGGGCGGGGAGGGCUGCGCUGCGCUGCGUCGCUCCCCGCGCGGCCGCCGGGAGGGCGAUGACCGAGUACAAGCUAGUGGUGGUGGGAGCCGGCGGCGUCGGCAAGAGCGCGCUGACCAUCCAGCUCAUCCAGAACCACUUCGUGGACGAGUACGACCCCACCAUCGAGGACUCAUACAGAAAGCAGGUUGUUAUUGAUGGAGAGACAUGCUUGUUAGAUAUUCUGGACACUGCAGGACAGGAAGAAUAUAGUGCUAUGCGCGAUCAGUACAUGAGAACUGGGGAAGGAUUCCUCUGCGUGUUUGCCAUUAACAACAGUAAAUCAUUUGCUGAUAUUAACCUUUACAGAGAGCAAAUCAAGAGAGUGAAAGAUUCAGAUGAUGUGCCAAUGGUUCUGGUUGGGAAUAAGUGUGAUUUGCCCACAAGAACAGUAGACACAAAACAGGCCCAAGAAUUAGCAAAAAGCUAUGGAAUCCCCUUUAUAGAGACAUCUGCUAAAACAAGACAGGGUGUUGAAGAUGCUUUUUACACGCUGGUGAGAGAGAUCCGGCAGUACCGGAUGAAAAAGCUCAACAGCAGUGAAGAUGGGAAUCAAGGCUGCAUGGGAUUGUCCUGCAUUGUGAUGUGAUAAGAUGCCAGGAGUACAUGGUUCAGAUGUAGCUGCUGGACGAGUCUCGAUGCUACUGUAUUGCGUCUCAUGCUGAUGCCCUGCAGUAUUUUGGUGCCAGCGACCAGAAUCUUGGUACCAGUUAAUUAGCACAGGGUCCUUUUCUGUGCUCCAUCUGAAGAAAACAUCUCUGGUGUCUACCUCCUUGCUCAGCUAACAGAGCAGUCACAUCUCUUGGUGUACUGGGAUUCUUUUCUCACUGUGUUGCCUGGGCUUGUUCAAGAAGAAAACCAGUCACAAGAAAAGUGAAUUACAGAGACUAAAUGCUGUGAAAAAGAUCUCACUUUACCUCUAGAGUAAAAGCUAGAAGUAGUGUUUGUUCCCUUUGUAUCGGAUACAGAUUUGCAGCGUUGUCAGAAGAGUGGCAGAAAUGGUUUUGCCACCUUUAAAGCUCCUGUCACUUACCAGAUUGGUAUCUGCUGUCUGUGCACCCACACAGCAUAUUUGCAACAUCUGCAUUGUACCAGGAGUACCGCUUAACUGGUCAACUGAUCUUUUAUUUUUCUGUAAUAAAAAGGAGAUACCUUUGCUAAUUUAAGUGCCUGUUUGCUGAGAAGAUUUGGAGUUGUAACCUGUUCCCUUGGGCUGAGGAAAGUCACAAGGACUGGAAUAUCUUGGGAGCUUGUUGUCUUAAGUAGGCAAGUCUUGUGUGGAGGAUCUGUUUGCAUGGUAGAUUACUAAAACAGGAAUUUGUAGGCUGAAAGAUUCAGCAGGUGCUUGUAAAACUCUUGAACUAGGGAGGGGAACAUACUGCAUCCAUUUUUGAUCCGUCAAAAUGGAUCCAUCCACCUCUUUUUAGGUGGAACUGUGCGUAUUCUAUAUUGGUUUUCUAGAGCAUUUGGAUCUUCCUUUUCCAGGUUGGACCAAAUUAGUCAGCUGUUCACUUUAACAUUAACUGCCAAUAUUUACGGACAGAUAGUUAAUCUAAUAACUGGAGGUUAGUUUGGGCAGUUGUUACUCAGCUCUGUCUGUAACUUGCAAAUUAUUUUAUUCUGAAUUAUUUUCUUAUUCUGAAUUAUUUUCUUACCACUGGACCAUAAAUGUAGUCUCUUCAAAAUGGCUCUGUAAAAUGUAGGUGGAGAGCCUCCUUGUCGUGGAAGGAGUCUGGGAUUUGAAGUUGACUGUAAUUGGUGCAGUGGUUGUCAUGGAUGCCCAGGCUGAGGGGAGAAAGCAAUGAGCUAUAACAAGAAAGCUGAGCUAACUUCUGAUUGCAGCAUCCUUGCAAAAUGAGGAAGGGAUUCAGUGGUGUCUACGCAGAAGGUGUGUGAUAUACUGAUGGGAAUUCUGGGUUUGUUGUAACAGCCUCAAAGUACCAUAGAAUUGCUGCAUAAGCUGUGUGAGUUCUUCCUAGAACACAACGUUGUCACUUUAUGUAAAUGGGACGUACAAAUGUGGUCCCCGUUGUAAAGCCUAUUAGCGUUCAUUGGAAUACUGUGUCCUUCCUUAGUUCUUGUGCUACUGAUACUGGGUUCUGUUGUGUGUGAUCAGGCAGCAUUUCUCAUAGCAAAGCUGAAUGCCCAGUUACUGUCUGAUGGAAGAGUAAUGAGUCCCCAGCCUACAGAGGGAGUAUUCAGUCUGCAGAACUAGUGUGAGUGUAGAAACUGCAAGAGGCUUAAUUUCAGUUUGUUGGUGUCAGAUUCCUACAUCUUCAUUUGAAGUUGAAAAUUCCAAAUUGAAAUCAGAAAUCAGUAAAUAGAGAAAAAACUUCCUUUCAAUACUUCUUCAUCCACUAAUUACAUUCUUAAUUUUCUUCUUGGAAUGCAGAGGAUCAAUCUGUAUCAUAUUUUCUUUAUCCUUGAUACUCCAGAUAAGUAUUUUAGCAAUUUAUUUUAUUCUUGAUGGAUGUGACACUGAUGAGAAUUUAAAAUACAUUAUUUUUACGUGAUUUUCCAGUGACAUACUCAGUAGAGGGUAGCAUUAUGGAUAACGCUGGCUGUGACUUGAGUUCAUUUGAAGGUGAUAUUAUGCUUGCAAGUUAAACGUGACAGAAUCAUGAUCAUUGUGAGCUAUCUGUAAUCACCAAGCAGUUUCGUUGUUGUUUUUGGUGUUCUUUUGGUGUUUUUUUCUUGGUGCAAGAAAAGUUGUUUGCGAAAGCAUUCUUUGAGCCCUGAAGCAGGAGCUGACUGUCCCUGGAGUUGUGUGACAUACUGUUUGCCCACUUAAUAAAAUUACAGAAAAAUAUAGCGUUGGGGAUACACAUCUGGUUGCAUAGAUUCAGCAUUUUAGAAAGACAGCAAUGCGGAGUUUCUGCUAUGUUGAAUGGCGAGUUUAUUGUAGGUCCAUUAUGCUUUUGGACUACUUGGAAAAAUUUGGAGCUGCUUCUCUGGCAGGCUUGACUGCAUAGUUCAGAGCAUGGCUGCCUGCUGCCCAUGGCCACAGGAAGUGUUUUGCAACUGGCAGUUGGUGUUUGAAGGCUGUGUGGUCAGGUGUGAAAAUUAAACAUUCCUUUUGAUAUGGAUUCAUCAUAACAACUUUCUACAUUGUUUGGCGUGUUCUACUUGUCAUUAAAAGUGUACUAGCUGGAACUUCAGAAUUUGUGAAUCCUCAAAAUCAUAUGGGAGCUGGCAACUGAAUCUGCUUUCUCUUAGGUGUUCUCUUUCUCUUAGGCUGUAUAAAAUUUUAAAAGGGAAGGAGGCCUGUAAAGCAAGUACUUGGUCAGCAAGUAUUUUACUGUUGGAACCAGAGGGAUCAUGCAUCAGCUUUCAGGAUGCUGUAGAGCUAACUUACAUGGGUGGUACUCCAUAAAUAUAAAAAUAUCUAUGAUAUUUUUGGUUCAAAUCUAUUAAGUGGUUUUACAAAAUCAGGUUUUGUACCAGUUAUGAGCACGAAGUAAAUGACUGUACUUGGUUUCCAGCCGUGUAUAUAUACACAUAUAUAUGAGUUAUUGCAGUCAGUGAAGGUCCCUGGCAGUACAUAAUGGAUAUGCAUCACAUGAUGCGUUAGGGCUAAAGUCAAGUCUGAGGAGCCAUCUUUUUAUGGGUUUGGGUCUGGGAGUCGGUAUUUUUAAACAGAACAGCUGAAACGCUUUCUGAAGUUCUGGGACAAGGCAAUGUCAAGUGCUACCCUUGCCUUUUAGUGUCGCCAGAUAGAUGAAUGCAAACAUUCAAUGUAAGGUUCUUAUGUCUAGCACAACCUACUGCUAGAGACACUUUUUUAUGGAGCUGUGUUCUGUCUCACUCCCAUGCAACCAUUGUGAUGUUUGAGGAACACGUAAGCAGAUGAUUUGCUAUCAGAGAGGUUUCAGUGUCAACAGAAAAAAAGUUUUGUGUCCUGAGUCCCUGCAUGCUCAUGCUGAGCUGCGAUCUGUGACAGGGCAUGAUCAGACCAGAAGGGAAACCCACACUAUCUCGUGCUGGAGCACAGCUCUGGCCCUUCUUAGUUCUGUUCUAUGUGCCCUUUCAGUUGAGGUGUUAAGAUUUCUUAGAACUUUCCAAGGUAUAAGGUAAUACCCAUUUUACAGCUUGCUCAAUUAACAUCUGUUGAUGGUGUUAAGUUGGACUUGGGAAAGCGGUGUGUUUGCCGGGAACAACUUGAGUCUGAUGCACUUCUUUAAUCAGGGCUUUGCUAGCUGUGAUUUUCAGGUAUAAAAUGCAACUGGCUUUUAAAAAAAUAUUUAUCAGCAGCUUGUGGAUGGUCAGCCAAAUGUUACUGUGAUUUUGGUGGCAACUUGUAGAGCACUGUGGAAGGACCAAACCCUAAAAAACUUUUGGAAAAAUAAUUUAGAAGGUAAGCACACAAGUUUUUGCACGAGACGGUUCCCUAGAAAUGGUUUUGUAGAUUCAGUCCAAAUGUUCUUAUUUUGAACUAACAGCACUACACUGUUAGUACUAAGAUAACUUCAUUAUCCUAAUAAGAACAGGCCAUAAACAACCUUGAGGUAAAAUAUUUUAAAAAAUGUGUAAUGUUCUUGUUCAAAAAUUACCAGUGCAACUAAUUGUAAAAAAUGUUUGUUACUGUUGACCGAGAACAGCCAUUUAACAAAAUAGUGUAACACCGUGGCUGGUUAAUGUUAGUGCCCUACUCCAUGGUCUUGUUCAAAAAGCAUUGUUCAGAUUUUGUUUUCAUUGACAUCAGGGACGCUUUGGAUGGUAACCAUGAUGCUGAAGUAGACACGUUUUUUAGCACAGUUAAGUGAUUUAGAAAGAACUGGAUUUCAAGCAAUUUCAAGCCUGUGGGGGGAGGGAGAUUAAAGAAGGUUUGUAUCGCGUUCUAAUCCUGUACUUAGUCCUUCAUUACCCUGCAAACCUAAGUGACUGUGUGCAGCCUCCGGGAUGGCUGGAUACUGUUGGGAUGUGGACUUUUUUUUUUUUUUUUUUUUUAAUCCAAGGGCUAAUUUGUUGUUACUUUGUAUAAUUAUCUGCUUUCAGUAAUGCAUCUCUGUUGGUUUGGAGUAAAUUAUUUUGCUUCUUAAAUAACUUUUUUAAAGAAUAAACUUUGUGAAUUCUU
This is a messenger RNA of Cygnus atratus (black swan), 5163 nucleotides long. RefSeq names its product NRAS proto-oncogene, GTPase (gene NRAS). Gene Ontology annotation, molecular function: GDP binding; GTPase activity; GTP binding. The record is from RefSeq and is a predicted model, not a curated record. Gene Ontology annotation, cellular component: plasma membrane. The transcript is spliced from 5 exons. Gene Ontology annotation, biological process: Ras protein signal transduction. Bases 109 to 678 code for a protein of 189 amino acids. NCBI's taxonomy places the organism in Eukaryota, Metazoa, Chordata, Aves, Anseriformes, Anatidae.